Molecule: messenger RNA, 2424 nt
Organism: Erigeron canadensis
Lineage: Eukaryota; Viridiplantae; Streptophyta; Magnoliopsida; Asterales; Asteraceae
Exons: 4
Coding region: 1-2424 (807 amino acids)
Source: RefSeq, a predicted model, not a curated record
AUGGUGCAGCUUGGAGAAGAAGCUGUUGCUCUUCGGUGGUCUUUGUGCCAAUACUCCAGAGUUAUAAAGAUAGAAAAGUGCAGUGCGCUCUCUAGUGCGAUUCCAUCCUAUGCAUUAGCCCAUCUGCAACAUCUCCAAGAAUUAAAAAUAUGGUCAUGUGAUUCAAUGAAAGAUGUAUUCGAAAUCAAAAGGGUGGUUGGUAAUGAUGUCACAAGUAGGCCUGGGGAUGGAAGUAGUCGAAGUGUUGCUGUACCAUCAUUUACAAUUAGUAUUCUUCCUGAUUUGCGUAAUCUAAGGAAAUUGGAUAUCUGGCGGUGUCACCUUUUGAGAGAUGUAUUCCCCUUUUCCACUCUUCAAAGUCUCACCAAACUAGAAUCUUUAAAAAUAUCAUCUUGCGAUGGUAUCCGAGUGAUAGUCAGGGAGGAGGAGGAAGAAGAUGGAAACCACACCACAUCAUCAUCAUCUGAUCCUUAUAAAUUACCUGUGUUCUUCCCUUGCCUCAAGUCUGUGGAACUAGAAAACUUGCCUAAUCUGGAGAGUUUUUUCUUGGGUACAAAUGCCUUUCAGUACUGUCCUGUAUUGGAUAGAUUUCAAAUAUGGAAAUGCCCAAAAAUGAGAAUGCUUACACAAGGUCAAUGGGAUUCUCCUGUCCUCAAAUAUUUACAUUCAGACAGCUACUUGCAAGAAGAGCCUGUUACUCUGUGGUCUUUUUGGAUAAGGGAGUGCAGUGGGCUCUCAAGUGCGAUCUCACCGUAUGCAUUAGGACGUAUGCAAAAUCUCAAAGAACUGAGAAUCGACGGAUGCGAUUCAAUGAAAGAAGUAUUCGAAAUGGAAAGGGUAGUUGAAAAUGAUCAUGUCACAAGUAGCGUUGUAUCAUCUUUAAAAAAUAGUAAUAAAGUAAAACAACUACGAUUCCUUCUAUUCUGCGUAGGCACCAACAGUAAUAAUAAUGGUAGUAGUAGUGAUGUCGUAUCAUCGUUAACGACAAAUACGAAUACUACUACUAUUAGGAUUCUUCCUGAUUUGCGUAAUCUAGGGAGUUUGGUUAUCAGUGGGUGUCCCCAAUUGAGAGAUGUAUUCCCUUUUUCCACUCUUCAAAGCCUCACAAAACUCCAACAUUUAGAAAUAAGAGGGUGUGAUGGUAUCCGAGUGAUUGUGCAGGAGGAGGAAGAAGAUGGAAACCACACAACAUCGUCUUCUGAUGAUCAAGUUGUGGUCUUCCCGUGCCUGAAGCGUGUGGAAUUAUAUCAUCUCCCGAAUCUUGAGGGUUUUUUCUUGGGUAGGAAUAACUUUCGAUGGCCUGUAUUGGAUACUGUUUGGAUAAGGGAUUGCCUAAAAAUGAGAAUGUUUACAAAAGGUCACUCGGAUUCUCCUAUGCUCAAAUCCAUACGUUCAGACAUGGGAGAACAUAGUGCGGAAUACGGCCUCAAUCAUCAUCCAACUGCUGCUGCCUUGCAAGAAGAGGAAGAGGUUCCCAAUCCAAGUUUGGAUGGUUCAACCUCGAGCUCAGUACUCCCUAUUUCAGAAAGGAGGAUGCCCUGGUUUUAUAAUAACUUGAUCACAGUUGAUGUGCGAGACAGGCUUAAUCAGAGAUUUGUAAUCAGACACAAUGAGUUGCAGCAUCUGCAGAAGAUUGAAAAGAUAAAAAUAUCACAGUGUUCAGGAGAGAGGGGGAUUUUUGAAACAUUUGAUAUGGAUGACAGUUUGAACCAAACACAUUCUGUUUUGGAAGUAAGAGAGAUGGAAUUCGAGGGGUUGUUUGAUAGCAGAUGUUUAUGGAAGAGCAAACAGUGGACAGUAUUGAAGUUUCCAAACCUAACAACGCUGUCUCUUGAUCGUUGUUUUAACUUAAGAUAUGUAUUUACUAUUUCCAUGGUUGAUAGUUUAUUGCGACUCCAAGAGCUAGCUAUAAUCCACUGCCCAGGAAUGCAGAUAAUCUUGGCGGAUGUAGAAAAGGAUGAAGUAGAACAAAUUGACAACGGAAAAGAACAUGAAGAUGAGGAUCAAAGAAGAGUGGACGAGGACUACGGAAAAGAAAAAGGACACAAUGAUGAAAGAAGAAUGAAGGUGGUAGAGUUUCCUUGUCUAAGAAGAAUAUGCCUACAUGACCUUAUGAGUCUAAAGGGUUUUUGCUUAGGAAUGGAGACUAUUCAUUUGCCAUCAUUAGAUACCCUAAGUAUAUCAAUGUGUCCAAGUAUAACAACUUUUACCAAUGGACAAUCUACCACUCCAAAGCUUAAGUUAAUACAGACGAGUUAUGGGUUGGGUGAUGCAACGGAAGGGGUCAACUCCUUUAUACGGACACGAAUUGAAAAGAUUUGCACCGGUUUCAGGUUGCUUGGAGCUUCAUAUAUAGCAACAAUUGAUUUACGCAAGUUUAAUGUGGCUGUUGGGGAAGCUAUUGGGCAAUGUUCUGGUUUCUAG